Lymnaea stagnalis (great pond snail) is the source of this 6680-nucleotide messenger RNA. Lineage: Eukaryota; Metazoa; Mollusca; Gastropoda; Lymnaeidae. The record is from the annotation of a GenBank genome assembly.
CCUUUCCCCCAUGCCUCAAAUGAUCACGUGACGUAUUACGUCCUUUUCCGUGAGAGUCCCAUUGAUAGGACAACACCAUUUUGUAGAGACGUUGUUCAUCUACAAUCAAUCAAGAUGGUAAGAAUCAUCCAUGAUAAUAACUUGAUUUUUUUGUUACUCAAAGUGUUAGGCAACUUACUGAAAUUAUUUAUAAUGAUCAUAAUUGCGGUUUUCGCGAUAUAUUUGCGAAAUUUUUACUACCUGUCGACGUCAUCAUUCAACCAUGGAUGGCAUCUAUGGCCUACUCGAGGAAUGUUUAGACCGUUCGCGUAAAGGAUACAUACACAUAUUUUUUCUUUCUUUUAUAAUUUGAUAAGAUUGUAUUUACAAUAAAAUAUAAUGAUUAUAAUUUCUUAAACCGUAGCCUUAUGUGUAGUCCAGUGUAAUGAUGUCGUUGCACCACUAGAUGCAAUCAUAAUGUAUGUUGAUGUCAUGUUGGCCUAUGCCUAUGUUUUAUAAAAUUUCAAAAUGGCAGAAGGUAUUUUUUUAAUUAAGGCAAAUAGUAGGAUUUUUCCCUCAAGCUUUUUGUCUCAAAUAGUUAACAAAGUUGACCCAUUUGGGCCACACCAUAUUGUUUUCUAUGGAGAUCUCAGUUCUUUGUAAUGACAUAAUUAAGUCAUGAACAAGAUGGAAUAUGAAUAAAUUGCCUGAAAACAACCUGUUGAAACCAGGGAUUGGGUUUAGGCUAUUGAAAUGUCUUGCAUACUUGUAAGAUACCAUAUAGAUAACAUGUAGUGCAUUACUCACAUGGCAAACUGUUUUGAAAAGUCAAGUAGGGCAUACCUAAAUUUACGCCGACACCAAUUUAGGCAACAUGCCACAUUUAAGUUAUUCACCAUUUGACAACAGCUUAGUAGAAAUUGAUUUUCUUGUUUUAGGUGAACUUUACAGUAGACGAGAUUCGGACAAUUAUGGACAACAAGAGAAACAUCAGGAACAUGUCCGUGAUUGCUCAUGUCGAUCAUGGCAAGUCAACCCUGACCGACUCUCUUGUUAGUAAAGCUGGUAUCAUUGCUUCAGCGAAGGCUGGAGAAACUCGUUUUACAGAUACCAGAAAAGAUGAACAGGAGCGCUGCAUUACCAUCAAAUCAACGUAAAAAUAUUUUUAUAAUCGUGUGUUUUAAUUAACACUUGGUAAUCAGGUGUAUGGUUUAACACUUGGUAAUCAAUAGUUUCUAAAUCUAGGCUUGUCAUUUAUUCCAUGCUUAAAAAUGCAUAUUUGCUUUACAGGGCCAUCACCCUGUACUAUGAGCUUGAAAAAAGUGAUAUGAAAUACAUCAAGCAAGAGUAUGACCCAGAAAAUAACCAUUUUUUGAUAAAUUUGAUUGACUCACCUGGGCACGUAGACUUCUCAUCAGAAGUAACAGCUGCUCUUCGUGUCACUGAUGGAGCCCUGGUUGUUGUUGAUUGUGUUUCUGGUACGUUUUAAUGAAAUAUAACAGGCCUAUAGGUUUAUAAAUGAUUUGAAACACAAAUAAGCGGUGGUCGUUGUGCCUAUUUCGAAUUGGGAUUGAGUCUUGUUUUUAAAUUAAACAAGUAUUUUUUAGAAUAUUUAACUUGUGGCUUCUUUUUGAUGAUGAUGACAUAUUUUUUCCCCGUCUUAUCGGAAAUGAGGAGAAAAACAAUUCAAGCCAUUGUUGACUGAAUCAAAAAUAAAGCCUUUAGAAUUUUCAUAUCGUAAAUCAAUUUGUUAAAUGAUUUUAUGUAUAUAUAGCCGUUUUUCAGUUUUUUUAAAACAAAUCUAAAAAAUUGCAUCAUAACAUGUCUUUACAUGUUCACCUUUUCAAGAUACAAAAUCGCCCUGUGAUUGAAAGGAUUGUUGCUUUAUGUUGUUCAAAUUUUUUAAUUGUAGGAGUGUGUGUCCAGACAGAAACUGUACUGCGCCAAGCCAUUGGUGAAAGGAUUCGUCCAGUUUUGUUCAUGAACAAAAUGGACUUGGCUUUGCUGACAUUGCAACUGGAGGCUGAAGAUUUAUACCAGACUUUUCAGAGGAUCAUUGAAAAUGUCAAUGUUAUUGUGGGUACAUAUGGUGAAGAUGAUGGCCCAAUGGGUAGCAUUCAGGUAUGUUGACAAUAGUAUUUCCUUAAUUGUUUUAUCUUAAAUGAGUGGCCUUGGGAUUUGUAUUGGUAAGUAAAUCUCAACCUGGUCUACCCAUUGAAGUAGUUGCUCUUCAAUUUCAGGUUGAUCCCAAAAAUGGAACUGUUGGAUUUGGAUCAGGCCUGCAUGGAUGGGCUUUUACCCUGAAGGACUUUGCUAAAAUGUAUGUCAGCAAGUUUAAAAUUGAAGAACCUGCACUUAUGAAGAGGCUGUGGGGAAAUCAGUUCUAUCAUGCUAAAGACAAGAAGUGGUACAAAGAGCAAACCCAAGGAUCUGUCAGAGGAUUUACCAACUACAUCCUGAAGCCCAUAUAUGAGGUUAGUUUGAUAUUUUACUGUACUAAUUUAUCAAUUUUCCAUUUUAUGUUCUUCAAGAAAUUAUUUUGGAAAUUACCCCUUUAUCCCUUUUCUUCUUAGAUCUUUAACUUCUGUAUGACAAAGAGCAAAGAGGAAGCUGUAGCCCUGGUUGAGAAGUUGGGUGUUAAACUUACCCACGAGGACAAGGAGCAAGAAGGAAAACCUCUUUUGAAGGUUGUUAUCACUGCUUUUAAAAAGAUAUCUUUGGUUAAGUUCUUGGCUAUAUUUGAUUGUGAUGACAUUUUUUUUCCCCGUCUUAUCGGAAAAUGAGGAUAUGGUUAUUUAAGCCAUUGUUGACUGAAUCAAAUGUUGCUUGGAAAUGUUGCCUAUUCUGAGAUAUUCAACCAUGCUGUUUUUAAUUAGGCUUGUAAAUAAUUUUUUUUAUCUUACAAUAGACUGUUAUGCGAAAGUGGCUUCCUGCUGGUGAUGCCCUGCUUCAGAUGAUUGUUAUUCAUUUGCCAUCUCCAGUCACAGCUCAAAAGUACAGAGCUGAGCUUCUAUACGAAGGACCUUUUGAUGAUGAAUGCUGCACAGGUAUGUUUUUCUGACAAUUUUAUAGAAAUUUUUUUUAAAGUUGUGGCUGCAUUUUGAUGGUGAUGACAUUUUUUUUCCCCGUCUUAUCGGAAAUGAGGAAUUCCAUUUUCAAGCCAUUGUUGACUGAAUCAGAUCAGCCCUACGAAUGUUCAUAAGAAGCAGUAUACAUUUAUGAAUAAUAUUUAAUUGGGAAAUAUUUCUCCAUCUGCAGCCAUUAAAGCAUGUGAUCCCAAAGGACCUCUCAUGAUGUACAUCUCAAAAAUGGUACCCACAACUGACAAAGGUCGUUUCUAUGCUUUUGGAAGAGUUUUUGCUGGAGUUGUUGCAACAGGACAAAAAGUCCGUAUUAUGGGUCCUAAUUAUCUUCCAGGAAAGAAAGAGGACCUUUAUGAAAAGACAAUUCAGAGGUGUGUAUUUUUAAAUAUGAAGUAAGAUGUGACAUUUAUUUUAACCUCAUAUUUUUUUUUACUUGAAAAUUUUUUUAUUACUGUGUACAUUUGAAAUGAAUUAUAAUCAAACAGAACUAUCUUGAUGAUGGGUCGCUACACUGAGUCCAUUGAAGAUGUCCCAUGUGGAAACAUUUGUGGUCUGGUUGGUGUAGACCAGUUCUUGGUAAAGACAGGAACUAUUUCCACUCACAAGGAUGCCCAUAAUUUGAGGGUGAUGAAGUUCAGUGUCAGCCCAGUCGUCCGUGUGGCUGUAGAGUGUAAAAAUCCUUCAGAAUUGCCCAAACUUGUUGAAGGCUUGAAGAGAUUGGCAAAGUCAGAUCCUAUGGUGCAGGUCAGUUCUUUCUAUUUCUUUCAUUUACUUGAUAACUUUGAUUUUCUUUCAUUUACUUGAUAACUUUGAUAAUGAUGACAUUUUUUUUUCCCCGUCUUAUCGAUACAUGGUGAUAAUUUAGAUUUAAGCCAUUAUUUUCUGAAUCAAAGUGUUUUUAAUGUGAUAAUGACUAAAUUUAAGGGAGCAUUAACCUUAAACAGAAAUUAAACAGCAAUGUUUGUCACUAUAUCUUGCUAGAUCAUCAUUGAAGAAUCUGGGGAACACAUCAUUGCUGGUGCUGGUGAGCUCCAUUUGGAGAUAUGCCUGAAAGAUUUGGAAGAAGACCAUGCUGGAAUACCCAUUAAGGUCUCAGAACCUGUUGUAUCCUACAGAGAGACAGUCAGUGCUGAAUCAGAAAUCAUGUGCUUAGCCAAGUCUCCAAAUAAACACAACCGUCUUUUCAUGAAAGCUGCCCCUCUCCCAGAAGGAUGUGCUGAAGCUAUUGAUAAGGUAGAAAUUCUAUAUUUUUAAAUAAAAGUGACUGAAAUGCAGGGCUUCACACUGGUUGUUGCCGCCCCUAUUAUUCUCAUCUGCUUUGCUGCUUUAAACUUGUUUUUAAUUUCUAGACUAAAAACUAAUUACUUGUUUACAGGGAGACAUUGCACCUAGGCAAGAAGUUAAAGAAAGAGCAAGGUUUAUGAGUGACAAAUUUGACUUUGAUUUAACCGAAGCCAGAAAGAUCUGGUGUUUUGGUCCUGAAGGUACUGGUCCCAAUCUUUUGGUUGAUUGCACUAAAGCUGUCCAGUAUUUGAAUGAAAUCAAGGACAGUGUGGUUGCAGGAUUUCAAUGGGCUACAAAAGAGGUAAUUCCACGUUUCACUGUUCUAUGUCAGUAACAUAGCAACUUUAGUGUUUAAAUAAUCGCACCUCUUCUGUUACUGUUUAUUCACCCUCAACAUUCUAAUUUUUAUUCUAGUCCAUGUUUCUGAUGUUUCCCGUAUCUGGAUGUUUUGGUUUUCUGUUCGUGUGUUCUUGUUUGAUAAUUUUAACGGAUUAUUUUUUUUGACAGGGUGUACUUUGUGAGGAGAACAUGAGAGGUGCACGCUUUAAUCUAUAUGAUGUGACCUUGCAUGCUGAUGCUAUACAUCGUGGUGGUGGUCAAAUCAUCCCAACAGCCAGAAGAGUUUUGUAUGCAGCUGCUCUUACUGCAGAGCCCAGACUUCUGGAACCAGUUUAUUUGGUUGAAAUUCAGGUCAGUGGGACAGCUUAACCCUUAUGCUUAGCUGUAUGAAAUAUACCAGAUAUGGUCAGUUCAAGACAUUUUUCUAUUGGGAUGAGUGGUAAAACCUUAUUUAUUUCUUAAAAUUUCAUUAUUUAGUGCCCUGAUCAAGCGGUUGGAGGUAUUUUUGGAGUACUCAACAGGCGUCGUGGUGUUGUCUUUGACAACCAACAGAUUGGCAAUACACCACAGAUUACAGUCAAAGCACACAUGCCAGUCAAUGAAUCAUUUGGUAAGUCAAUCUGGUUCAGUCAUUUAAGUCAUCUGUCUAAACAAGCUUUUAACUUGGAUUUUUGUGUGAUUGCGACGGGUGUGAAAUUUUUCUAAAAACAGACACUUCUGUUGCCAGAGAGGGUCCCCCUCUAGAUUGCAAAAAUCAAAGGAAUUUCUUUGUUGGAAUUAUUUCAAAUUGGAGGCAAAGGCAAUGAUUUCGGAGAUAUUCCACAACAUGCUAGUAAUGACAGUGAUAGCUCUAGCUGUGAUGGGGACACUUGUAGAUGUGACUAUUUUAACCAUAAGCCACUAUUCUUACAAACAAAUCGUUUGGUACAGAGUGGAAAUGGAACAUACAAAGAUUGGAUCCCAAAGACCUAUCUAAAAAUCUGUUCUGGAGUGUUGAUGAAAAGUGGAUUUCAGAACUGCUAUUGAAAAGGAAUGUUUUGAAUUUUAGUCUGGGAUUUUGACAAGCAUAUGAAAAUGCUAUAAAUGACUUGAUGCUACAGAAAAUUGUAUUGUUCAUAUACAAACCAUUCUUUUGAAACUCUUACAUAUAUUUUUUCCCUACUUUUCAGGAUUUACUGCAGAUCUACGUUCCAAUACAGGUGGCCAAGCUUUCCCUCAGUGUGUAUUUGAUCACUGGCAAAUCUUACCUGGAGACCCUAGGGACCCAGCAACUAAACCUGGCCAAGUUGUCAUUACUGCUCGUAAACGCAAGGGCUUGAAAGAGGGAAUUCCAGCUCUUGACAACUUCCUUGACAAGUUGUAACUCAAAUCUGGACAAUUUAUACCUUUAUUAUGUCUUGUCAUCCGUUUUCAGUGCUUUUGUGAUUUGGGUUGGGAUAUUGCUUUGCUGCAAGGCAAGAAUGCAGUCAGUCAGUCAUCCAGUUCUAUUAGUAAAAUUACUCCUUAUUUCCGAAUCAUUACCUAAGGUAAAGUUCAACACAGAAGUUACUAUGGUAGUCUUUAAGAACUUGACUAAAUAUUAAGUAUCAUUGAUGGUGACCAAAUUGAUACAGGGACUGUGAACAUUGAUUUAUUGAGGAUAAUGUAAAAUUGUCAAUAAACCUCAUAAUUUAUUCAUUUGUUUGAUGUAUUAUUAUUUUUUUUACAUAAUGUUUUAUUAGCCCAUUAAUGGAAAUGAUCUAGUAGAUGCAUCGAUUUGGCCAGAGCACAAGCUUUUCAAUCAUUUUCAUUGACCCAAGGGUAUAAGGUAUGGCAGGGGUCUGAAAAUGGAAAUCUGCCAAUAUACAUUUUAAACACUUGAACUAUAACAAUAGCAGGAAAUUUGUGCUUUUCUGACUGAAAGAUUAUUGGUACAUUGAUUUAAGUUUUAAAAAAAUAUAUACCGGUAGUUGGAAUGAGGUUUAACUCAUCUUUGUGGACAAUGUUAGUGUUAGA